Nicotiana tabacum (common tobacco) is the source of this 3502-nucleotide messenger RNA. Its product is annotated as eukaryotic peptide chain release factor subunit 1-3. Gene Ontology annotation, molecular function: translation release factor activity. The record is from RefSeq and is a predicted model, not a curated record. Gene Ontology annotation, biological process: translational termination. NCBI's taxonomy places the organism in Eukaryota, Viridiplantae, Streptophyta, Magnoliopsida, Solanales, Solanaceae.
UUCUGAUGUUAGUUUUGUUUGAUUGAAGUUAUUAAUGGUUAAAAAUCCCCCAGAAUUGGAAUUCUUGAAUUUCAUUUUAUGGAUUAGCUUUGUUAUUUUUAUAUGGGUUUUCUUGGAUUAAGGGUAUUAUUGGUUGAGAUCAAUCUAAAGGGUAAACCAUAGCUGGGAUUUGCUUGAAUUCUUGAUUUUAUUUGAUAUGUGUAUCUGCAGAGGCCGGAUCCAGGAUUUGAACUUUAUGGGUUGGGAAUGCCACUGAGCCCAUUGACUAUUUGAGUUAAUGUGUUCGAAAUUAAUAUUUUUACAUAUUUACUAAGGUAGAUUUUAUUAACACGUAUACGGGUAUUGAACCUAAGGUACUAGGUUCAGCUGAACCUAUAGCUUAUAUUGUACAUCCUCCCUUGGUUAUCUGCAUAGAUUGUUAGGUUCUUGCAUCUGUAUUGUUAGCACUACUACAAAAUAUUAGAAAUUAUGAAAUAAGUACCAGCUGCUCACCGCAGCAGAGUGCUUUGCCCAUGCUGCUAUCCGCUACUGAAGGGAUUCGUGCUUGAAUGUCGACUAUGCUUUUUCUUGCUAAUAAAGAAGUCAAUGGGUAAAUAAUGAAAAAAAGGUUUAAGAUUUAUUAUGAAACCUGAUAGGCUAAUUGCUUUAUGCUAGAAGUAUCAGCUAAUAGGUCUAUACAUUCUUCGGAGGCGAAUUCAGGAUUUGAACUUGAUGGAUGUUUGAGUCUGGGAUCAUACCACAACUCAUUUGAUUUACUGGGUUCGAGAUCAAUUAUUUGUACUUAUGUAGUGAAUCUUUUAACACAUAAACAUGGCCAGAGCCAGAGCUACUGGGUUCAAUUGAAGCCAUAAGUUGAACAGGCGGCAUCCUUAGGGCUAGUUAUAGUAAAGUGUGAUUAGUCCCAUACUCACAUAAGUGUCAUGUUAUAUAUUGUGCAACUAUUUUACUGCUCUUGAGAUAUUAGAGUUGUUUUAGUGGUGUCUGAUAAGAGAUUUAUAGAAGUGCUCUGUAGUGUGUAGUUUCGAGAUUACCAGAGUCACUUUUAGCUGAGGUAUGUGGGUUUGAUCUUCUUCAUAGCCAGCCUAGGUUAGUUUUCUAGGCUAUUAGUUACGGCUAGUGUAUUUUUCCUGGUUAGAGACAAUUUAUAUAGUACUGGAAGGAAAUGGACUUGAAUAGAGCAGAACUAGGAAGAUGAUUUAUAUAGUGGAACUUGACGAGUUUAGGAUUGAGGCAUGGUUGGUUUAGUUAGUUACAACUAGGAAACCCUCUUUACAAAAAGACGACUUGUAAUGUUCUCAAUCGUGCAAGUUUAAGAUUUCACGUGUCCAAUGAUCAUGGUCUGAACAAUGUAAGUAGCUUUUAAGUUUCUUAGUUUAUUAAAGAAAAGAGAGUUCAAUGUAUCGUGUUUCAUGGUGAAGCUAAACAUGUUAUUGAACUUUCUGCUGUUGAGGCUGAAGUUCUUUCUUGAUGAGGUUUGACACAGUUUUUCAUUGUGUCAGUAACAUUUAUUAGUGAUGGUGUUUGUUGUGUCAGAGAAUUUUUAUGGACUCGAGUAUGAUUAUCAAGAGCAGAUACUUGCUGGUUUUGUAAUGGAACUCUGUUUUUGCUAUGUACUUGUCCAGCACAUUCUUUGUUCUAAUUCAUGAAUAAAAUUAUCUUUAUUCAUAAAAAAAUAGAGCAGACGUUUGUAAUGGGAGUAUGUCCAACUUCUAGCAAGUCUUUUCUGAAAUUUUGAAGGGUACACAAAAAAAAUCCAUACCUAUGGGGUACCCUUUUGACAAGGGCGCAUCAAGGGAAGCGAAGAGGGGAGGCAACUUCAGAAGAUAUCGACUUGUUUGGAAAUUUAUCAUGAAGACAAUGAUAGAGGAUUGAUUUGUAGCUGAGGUAGGUGCUUGGUGUCAAUUGGCAAUGGCAGAUGGCCAAGAAAAUGAUAAGAAUAUUGAAAUAUGGAAAAUGAAAAAGUUAAUCAAAGCCCUACAAUCUGCGAGAGGAAAUGGCACGAGCAUGAUCUCUCUUAUCAUACCCCCUGGUGAUCAGAUAUCUCGUAUUACCAAGAUGCUUGCAGAAGAAUACGGUACUGCCUCAAAUAUUAAGAGCAGAGUAAACCGUCAGUCUGUGCUUGGUGCAAUAACAUCUGCUCAACAGAGGCUUAAACUGUAUAACAAAGUUCCUCCUAAUGGAUUGCUGCUUUAUACUGGAACUAUAGUGACAGAUGAUGGGAAGGAAAAGAAGGUCACCUUUGAUCUUACGCCUUUUAAACCCAUAAAUGCAUCUCUCUACUUAUGUGACAAUAAGUUUCAUACCGAACCUCUGGGUGAAUUGUUGGAAUCUGAUGAGAAGUUUGGUUUCAUUGUUAUGGAUGGUAAUGGCACCCUUUUUGGGACCUUAAGUGGUAACACACGAGAAGUUCUUCAUAAGUUCACUGUUGACCUUCCAAAGAAGCACGGAAGAGGAGGUCAAUCAGCUCUUCGAUUUGCUCGUCUUCGGAUGGAGAAACGUCAUAAUUAUGUGAGGAAGACAGCAGAGCUUGCUACUCAAUUCUUCAUUAAUCCAGCCACUAGCCAGCCAAAUGUAUCUGGACUAAUACUUGCUGGAUCGGCUGAUUUCAAGACCGAGCUAAGCCAGUCUGAUAUGUUUGAUCCGCGCCUACAAGCAAAGAUACUUAACGUGGUCGAUGUGUCCUAUGGUGGGGAAAAUGGCUUCAAUCAGGCCAUCGAGCUGUCUGCUGAGAUUCUAGCUAAUGUGAAGUUUAUACAAGAAAAGCGCUUGAUAGGGAAAUUCUUUGAGGAAAUCAGUCAAGAUACUGGAAAGUAUGUGUUCGGUGUGGAUGACACAAUAAAAGGUUUGGAGAUGGGAGCUGUUGAAACUCUUAUUGUGUGGGAAAAUCUUGAUAUAAACCGAUAUGUACUGAAAAAUAGUGUGACUAAUGAGAUUGUCAUUAAGCACCUAAACAAGGACGGAGAGGCCGAUCAAAGCAACUUCAAGGAUCCUGCCACAUCAGCUGAAUUGGAGGUUCAGGACAAAAUGCCGCUGCUCGAGUGGUUUGCAAAUGAAUACAAAACCUUUGGUUGUUCGCUUGAGUUUGUUACUAACAGAUCUCAAGAGGGGUCACAGUUUUGCAGAGGAUUUGGUGGCAUUGGGGGAAUACUUCGCUACCAGCUUGACAUGCGUUCCUUUGAUGAGCCAUCUGAUGAAGGAGAAUACCUUGAGGAUUCUGAUUAAGCCAAUUAUUUAUGUCUACUAAGUCCGGAUAAUGAAUGAAAGAUCUACAAUUGGUGGAAGUUUUUCGGCCAGCAUUGCAAUGAGGUUCCCGCUGUCAUUCUUAAUAUAAAUUAAUGAGUAUUUGCUGUUGUAAACUUUUGCUUUUUUCUCUUUAAAUGUGGAACAGAUUUCUUUCGAACAAAUGUGAAUUGAAGGGGAGGGGACUUCUUGAUUGUUUUAUCAGCCUGUUUGCCAUAUUAAUUGUUUUGAGUUUAUAGCUGGGAGAAUUUUGAUUUAUGCU